AUGGCCCAGUCCCCAUCGUCGACGCGCGCCCUCACCCUCGCUGUGCUUUUCUCCGCGUCACUAUGGGUAGCGAGCCUCCCGCGCUCCGCGGAUGCAGUUCAGCUCUCCUACGUGCUGUCUCAGAUCCGCAACAAGACCAACACGGGCGCCAACGCGGACAUAUCCGCGGGAAUGGUGGAAUUCGCCGCUGGAUACGACAAGGUCGAUGACAUCACUGGAGGCUCGCUUCUUCUGCCCAUCAACGACGGCUGGACUAACGCACUCGCGGCCUACAAGACCAACAAUCCGUCUGCGACAACCUCCUCGGACCCGGUUCUCGAGGCACUCAGCACGAUUGUGUCCUCGUCGGGGUCACUGUCGGCCCUCAACGGCAUGUCGUCCAACGCCAAGAACGCCAUGUCGCGCCUCGCCAAGUUCAUGUCUUACAAGAACGGGCGGUUCAGCUUGAACACGGCGCUCAACCAGCCAAUCUAUCUCUACGCCAACGUCACCGGUGUCCUCACAACCGGCAGCGGGAUAGAUCACGUUUUCACCGGGACCGACCGUGGCGCCGUCGACCCGACUACGUACAAGAAGAAUGGACUCGUGGCAGGCAGUGGCGCUGGAGGGCCGAAGGCAGUGGGGGAUGUGACAGCCGUCUUUGGUCUUGCCAGCUCCGCUCAAGUGCUGGGCAAGACCACGUCGUCAUCUGACAUGUCCGCGAUUGUUGUGUCUGACCCCGUGUUCCCCGCGACUAUGAGCUCGCUUACCAGCUCCGAUCCUGUGCAACCGUAUGGCAAAGGUGCUGGAAGUUUUGCGAUAUAUGGAAAUCUUUUGGCGCUGGGUCUUUCUGUGAUUGCGCUGCUUGUGCUCAUUCAGGAGUUGAUGUAA
Messenger RNA from Closterium sp. NIES-65, 870 nucleotides. The record is from the annotation of a GenBank genome assembly. Lineage: Eukaryota; Viridiplantae; Streptophyta; Zygnematophyceae; Desmidiales; Closteriaceae.